ACCUGACAGAAAUUUGCCAGCGUGCAUGCAAACUGGCCAUCCGUGAGUCCAUUGAGAGUGAGAUCAGGCGAGAACGUGAGAGGCAGACCAACCCUUCUGCCAUGGAAGUGGAGGAGGAUGACCCAGUUCCUGAGAUACGCAGGGAUCACUUUGAGGAGGCCAUGCGCUUUGCUCGACGUUCUGUCAGUGACAACGACAUCAGGAAAUACGAGAUGUUUGCACAGACUCUACAGCAGAGCCGUGGCUUUGGCAGCUUCAGGUUCCCAUCAGGUAACCAGGGCAGUGCCGGUCCAAGCCAAGGCACAGGAGGCAGCAGCGGGGGCAACGUGUACAGUGAAGACAAUGACGAUGAUCUCUAUGGUUAACUCGCUGUCCUCUGUGGACCAAACUCCACAUCAGGCCACGUUGUACAGGAAAAAAAACAAUGUUCGACGGACUCUCAGCUUCUUCAUUCCUCAGUCAGAACAGUGUAGCUGCAUGUCACACUUUGUACAGGGAAUGUUUUCUGCAAACACAAAUCCAGACCGGUGUUCAGUUGGGAGGCAGACAAUGAAUUAACAAGGAGGGGUACUGACUUAAACUAGAACAGAAAGUUCUCAGAAAUUAUGUGGCAGAACCAGCAGCUUUAGUAAAGAGUACAAUGCUAGCCUGUAUAAAAAAAAAUCCCACAAAAAUAAUAAUAAAAAAAAAUCCCAUAAAACUCUA
Phaethon lepturus (White-tailed tropicbird) is the source of this 705-nucleotide messenger RNA. Its product is annotated as transitional endoplasmic reticulum ATPase-like. NCBI's taxonomy places the organism in Eukaryota, Metazoa, Chordata, Aves, Phaethontiformes, Phaethontidae. The record is from RefSeq and is a predicted model, not a curated record. The coding region runs from base 102 to 365 and encodes 87 amino acids. The transcript has 3 exons.